Messenger RNA from Leguminivora glycinivorella, 717 nucleotides. RefSeq names its product histidine-rich glycoprotein-like. The transcript has a single exon. NCBI's taxonomy places the organism in Eukaryota, Metazoa, Arthropoda, Insecta, Lepidoptera, Tortricidae. Bases 1 to 717 code for a protein of 238 amino acids. The record is from RefSeq and is a predicted model, not a curated record.
AUGAAGGCGUUGUUGGUGUUUGGAGUGGUGUGCCUGGCGGCCGCCUGCAUGGCCGACUCCCCGCAGGACAUGGCCGUGGCCGAGAGCAAGGGGCACCACCACGAGCACGGCGGCGGGCACGAGCACCACGGCCACCACCACCACGAGCACGGUGGACACGGGCACAAGGGCCACAAGGGCCACCACCACCACCACAAGGGACACGAGGGCCACCACGGCAAGCACCACCACGAGGAUCACCACCACGAGCACGGCGGCGGACACAAAAAGCACUGGGACGAGCACGAUCACCACGGUGAGCACCACGAGCACGGCCACCACCACAAGGGCGAGAAGCACGGCCACCACGAGCACCACGACAAGGGAGAGCACACCGACGGAUACCACAAGAAACAUCACAAGGAUCACUUCCACAAGGACCACCACUUCCACGACGGACACCACAAGGAGGGCAAGCACCACAAGCACCAUCAUCACCACGGCCACCACGACACCCACGGGGGACACCACAAGAAGGGCGGCCACCACCACUCCGGGCACCACGAGGGUCACCACGGCAAGCACGGCCACCACGACAAGCACCACUACGACGAGGACCACCACGGGCACAAGGGCCACCACGGCCACGAGGAACACCACCACCACCACCACGACCACGGCAAGAAGGGCCACCACGACGACCACAAGCACUGGGGCCACCAUCACGGCAAGCAUUAA